Tetrahymena thermophila SB210 is the source of this 336-nucleotide messenger RNA. Its product is annotated as IQ calmodulin-binding motif protein. Lineage: Eukaryota; Ciliophora; Oligohymenophorea; Hymenostomatida; Tetrahymenidae. Gene Ontology annotation, molecular function: protein binding. The record is from RefSeq and is a predicted model, not a curated record. The transcript has a single exon.
AUGAUAGAUCUUAAUCUAAAUGAUCAAUUAAAUAUUCUAAAGAUUUAAGCCUUUUUUAGAGGAUUUCUAGUUAGAAAAUAAAUAUGCACUUAAGCAAAAAUGGAAAUGUAAUAUUUUAUGAACAUUUUCGAAAGCAAUAAUUAAGCGUAAGAUGGUGAUAGAUCAUUUGAAAAAUAGUAAAGAAUUUAAAGCGAUAGUUAAGAAGAAUUCAGCUCUAUUGAGUAAAGAAAGUAGUAUGCCAUUUAAAAUAUAAAUAAGAUUAAAAAAAUGAUAGAAGUUUUAAAUAAAAGUAUAAUGGAUAGAAAACAGUACUUACAAUAAUCAUAAAUUUAUUGA